Molecule: messenger RNA, 5839 nt
Organism: Chelonus insularis
Lineage: Eukaryota; Metazoa; Arthropoda; Insecta; Hymenoptera; Braconidae
Gene: Sara
Product: Smad anchor for receptor activation
Exons: 9
Coding region: 722-5335 (1537 amino acids)
Biological process (GO): endosomal transport
Cellular component (GO): early endosome membrane
Molecular function (GO): metal ion binding
Source: RefSeq, a predicted model, not a curated record
UUCAAGUCCACACGUUUUUUCGUUUUGCUGUCAAGUCAAUGAAUUGUAGAAUGAAGUGCAUUUCAUUCGGAGAAAAUACAUGGAAUGUGGGUUUUCUAAUACGAUCAGUGCAACAAGAUAAAAUCAUAUGUAUGUCGUCAUCGUUACAUAUGAGAAAAGAGUGAAAAUUAAUCAGAAAAAUAAUUAUUAAGGAAGAAUGCAUUAGUGAAUGAAAUAAAUGCUCUUGCUUAAGAUGGCGCCGUGACAUUGUGUGAAAUAUAUAUAAAUUUUUUAUAAAAAUUAUUAUAAUAUUAAUUUUUAAUGAACUAUUUAUGGUGUCAAUUUUGGUCAUAAUUUGAGGUUAGUUUUUAUAAAAAAAAAAAUCCGUAUAGUAUUGGAGUGAAGUUGUGUAAAUUAUCUUUUACUUUAUGCUUUUUUUGGACAAUAUUAACUUCUCUUUUUGGAGAUUGAUAACUGUUUAAAAAUAAAUUAUUAUAUCGCUAAAAUUGUCAACAAGUAACUCGAGAGUGUAUCAAGAAAUAUUCUACGUUGAUUAUACUGGAAUUUUUAAUGGGCGUUUUACAAAUGACGGUUGUUUUAAAUUCAUCUUUAUAAAGGAAUGACGUUUUUUAUAAAUGAAAAGAUAUAAAUAAAUAAGAAUUUUCUACGUUCAUUUUUAAAAAAUUUUAUUUUUUAAUAAUAUAUUUAUUGUAUCAAACAACGGUAAGAUAAUAAGAAAACAAUGGAAAAAUUUGCCGUAGACCUUGAUAAAGUGCUCGAUGAGUUUGAGUUCAAUGAAGACUGUGCAGAGCAGGUAGCUACAGUUGGAGAAUCAGUGAGUCACGUGUCUACAGAAGUAAUUCAAAGUCAAAUGUGUCCAUCGACCAAGAUUCUCAAUCAACCGGUCAUUAGCAGUAAUUCAAGUGUUCACAAGGAAAACGAUCAUAUAUUAACUGAAGGAAAAAUGAUGAACAUUCAACAAAUAAAUACUGAUGAUAAAAAUGUGUACCAACCAAAAGAAAGAAUAACAGAGACUCUGGACAUCCGCAAAGCAGAUGUAAUUCAUGGAAAUGGUGAAUCAGUAAAUGAAUUUAAUAAACGAGGCUAUCAAUUAGAUGACAAAGUUCAGCAAAAAAGAGCUGUGGACUUUUGUGAAUCUGAACCGGUUUCAUUAACUAUUCAUAAUGAUAUCUCUCAGAAAUUGGUACAGAAGAGGAAAAAUGAUAAUACUAUGUUGAAAAAUCAGAAUAGUUACGAUAAGAAACUUAAUCAACCGAAUAUUAAGCCAAGUGUUAGCAAUGUAUUUAAUAGUUUAAAUGAAUAUAUUAAUGCCUCUAGUGGAAAUAUGGAACGCAUAGACUGUUCGGUAGAUCGAAAUGAGUGUAAAAGUAGUAGAAGCGUAAUCGAUAAACAAAUAAAUAAUACAUUGGUCAAGGACAGUAAAGUGAAUGAAACAAACGAUAAAAAAACUAUUGUCGAUUCUCAAAUUAAAAAAUCGAUAAACACGUCAUUACCGGAGUAUCAGAACAUAUUGUUACCAAUAAAAAGUGAAUCUAGUAGUGAUAAAAAAUUAGAAGUCAACACCGAGGAUCCUUCUACAGCAUCAAAUAUAAAUCAAACUAAUAAAAAAUCUCCACAGACUCAGCAGAAUAAAUUAUCUGAAGCAAAAAGUGUGGUUGAUAGUUCACAACAUAUUUACGAAAACAUUCAUAUUGGUACAAACAUUUCGAAUAAUCAAGAAAAUUAUGUACCUGCAGAAAAAUUGAAAUCAACAGAUGUUUCAAGAUCUGCGAGUCAAGAAGAGACUAAACAUGUUUAUGAAAAUGUAGACUUCAAUCAACAAGCUAAUAAAGAAACAGUUUAUGAAUGUAUUUAUAUUGGUAAGACAAAUGAGUUACCAGAAACUACGACAGAACUUGAAAUUGCAGCAAAAAGAUUGAAUGAACAGUUUACUGUAAGUAUGAAAUCAUCAGAGAUGGAAACAACUGGUAUAAAUCCGACAAAACUUGUUUUUCAAAAUGUCAAUAUUAAGCCACCACAGGUGGAACAUAAACCGGUAGGUUUUAGUACAAUAGAUGAUUUAUCUGAAGAAGAAUUGAAUGAAUAUUUAGCUAAAUUAGAAGCUGAAGAGAGAGCCAAAGAAGAAGUCGCUGUAUAUGAGAACGUUUCAAUUCCAGGAUCUUCAACUUCUUCGUACAUUAAUACAAAUGAUGGUGCAUUGAGAAGAGUAAUGUCCAGUCAACAUGAUGAUGAAGAUGCGAAUGAAGCUCCAAUAUUUGAGAGCGUUACUAUAGGUGAAUUGCCGUGUGUAUCUGAAGAAAAGCUUCAAGAAAAAGCUAAAAAAUUUCCAGUUAUUGAUUAUAGUAAAAGUGGAACAAGUAGUGAGUCUGGUGAUUUUUUAGAAAAGAAGGACGUGGAAAAGUUCCACGAACCUGCAAAAACUAUUUCCGAGGUAAAGGAAAAAAAGAUUAAACAAACUGGUGAAACUGCGAAGAAGUCGUCAAAUGAUGCUUUAGAGAAUGCUGUACAAUUUGCUGCUGUACAGGAUGCAAAUAAACAAGCAAAUCUUCAGUUAACCCAAAGUGGUUCUGAUAAUUGCAAUCAGUCUUCACCAAGAGAUGCAAAUGCAUCAUCAAAAAAUAAUGAAUCAGACGAUAAGAACAACGCUGAUAAUUUUGAAACUUCCGGUACAGUUAGCAGUAUUGAAAAAUCGACUGAAUUACCUCAGGGUAUAGCAAUAAAAUCACAAGAAAAUCCCAACGAUUCUAAUCAAGGACAAAAUAUUAGUGAUUCUUUGAACGUAAACAAUAAUACAAAUUCUGUAGAGCAAUUGAGUGAAAUUCCUACUAUGGUAGAUGAUAAAAAACACACAACUGAAGCUCUUGAAACUCCCACUGAUGCUAUAGAGUCUUUGAAUUCUGAAGAGGAUUUCGAAAGACCAUCACGACCGCAAACUUUAAAUAUAGUUUCGCCAGUUAAAAUGGACAGCCACUCAACAAUAGGUUUACCAGGUGCGACUCCUAGCACGCAAGACCAACCACCGGUGACUGAAGAUCCAGUGGUAAGAGAACGGGAUCCUUCGCCAGACGCCUCAGAUAGUUCAUCGAUGGAGUUUGGAAUAAUCCUGGGAAAACAACCGCCUUUCUGGGUCCCAGAUAGUGAGGCACCCAAUUGUAUGCUUUGUGAUGCACGUUUCACUGUUAUCAAAAGACGGCAUCAUUGUCGAGCAUGCGGUAAAGUGCUGUGUAGCAAGUGUUGUAACUUAAAAUACAAACUUGAAUAUCAAAAAAAUGUAGAAUCAAGAGUAUGUUCUACUUGUUACUUGCAGUUAAUCAGAACAGAAAGUGAACACGGGAGUGGUGAUUGGUCAUCGGACUAUGCUAAUAAUGCCAGUGCAAGUAUUAAUUCACCUCAGGGAAGACAGCCUAAUCCAAAUAAUCCAAUGGAAUACUGUUCAACAAUACCUCCUUUGCAACAGCUUGCCGGUGGAUUGCCGUCACCACCUACAGUCAUGGUACCUGUUGGAGUAUUAAAACGUGAAGGAAGUACUAAACAGCGUGCAGAAGGUCAAAAGUCUGUGAUGUUCAGUGACGGAAUAAGGCCUGGAUGUGACCUGACAGAACUUGAUACAUCGUGGGAUCUGAAGCCGCCUUACCGGAAAAUUGGGAAUAAGAGAAUACCAUCACCUGGAUCCCAGUCAACUUCAGCUACCAAGAGACAAAAUUUACCUCCUCUCGAUCUACAUACGAAUAGUUAUAUUCCUCAAGAUGCCAAUAUGUUACCUCCUACAGUCACUAUUCAUAAAGGCCAAAUUUCGUAUCACGAAGUCGUUGAUCAAGCUGAACUUUUUCAAUCACUCAAAAAUGAAUGUGAACCACCAGUGAUGUUUGCAAUCAAUCGAAAUCUUUACGCCUAUGUGAAGAUAACAAAUUUAAAUUGUUGUGUGAAUAGGAUAUGCUGGAAUGUAACGUCAAGAGGUUUAGCUUGUGUUGGUCAAGAUGAAGUAAUUCUUUUGGUAGAAACUCUACCAGAAGAAACUCAAAUACCAAAAGACUUACUUAUUCACAUAAAUCAAAUUUAUACUGAAGCUAUUAAAGGCAAUACCGUAACAGAACUCGGCGUUUCAAUUCAUCAAGGAGGAAAUUUAUUAGGUUCUCGUGAACAUGCAGGAUUUCUUUUUAUAAGACAGACAUUUCAAUGUCUACAAAAAAUUGUUCUUCCACCUGCACCUUUCUUAGUUGGUCUUUUAGUCCAUAGAUGGGAAACACCAUGGGCAAAAAUAUUCCCAUUACGAUUGGUGUUACGUUUAGGAGCUGAAUACCGAUAUUAUCCCUGCCCUUUGGUGUCAGUGAGAUUCAGGGAUGCUGUUUACUUUGAAAUCGGUCAUACUAUUAUGAAAGUGUUGGCUGACUUCAGGAAUUACGCUUAUACUCUUCCAAGUGUCAGAGGUUUAAUAAUUCAUAUGCAGGAUAGGACAACAGAUGUUUUAUUCCCUCGUAAUCGUUAUGAUCAAGUGAUUAAAGGAUUAAAUAAUUCUAACGACCAUGUCCUUGCAUUUGCUGCAAAUUUCAGUAUUCAUGCAGACUCACAUCUUGUUUGCAUUCAAACUAACACUGGAGAUGAAAGCAGUUAUCAAACUCAAGCGAUAAAUAUUCAUAACAAACCACGAAAGGUGACUGGAGCUAGUUUUGUUGUAAUUAAUGGUGCAUUAAAAUCUUCCGUGGGUUUAUCAGCAAAAUCAAGUAUCGUUGAAGAUGGAUUAAUGGUUCAAAUAAUGCCAGAGAAGAUGGAAGCACUUAAAGCAGCAUUAAAAAAUAUGCAAGAUUUUUCAAUUGGUUGUGGACGUCAAGGUGCAUCUGAACCUGAUGAGACUGUUAAUAUUAAAUGGGUCGAGAAUGAUGUUCAGUUUAACUUAGGUGUUAAAAGUCCUAUAGAUGGUAAACCGAUGGAUGGUAUUCCAUCUAUUAGAGUUCACAAUGGAACUGAUUAUAUGGGAACUAGUAGAUUUAUUAGAUGGACAGAAGUUUUUAUCAUUAAAUCUGAUGAUCAUCCUAAUGGAGUUCAUGACCCUGUAGACAUUAAUAAAUUAUCAGAGAGUAUUGCUAGAGCUACCUGUGCGGCAUUGGUGAAGCUUUUAGAUCUUUUGGCAACUGCGGGACUUACUAAAUUGGCUGUUAGAACGACUAUUCAUACAGAUAAUGUUGGAUAUGAAGCAGGCAGUGAAAAUACCCGAUUACCACCAAUUUAUAUGAAUAGUUUGGACAAUGAAUUGAUCCCGGUUCUUCAUAAAGCUGCCCAAAGUAGUCAAGAAAUAAAUGUAGUGCUUGAAUUAAUUUUCCACGUUUUAGAUGAUUAAAUAUAGCAUUUAUUUAAAUUCUUCGAUUCGAAAUGCCUCUGAAAGUUGAUUAUUUUUUACACUAGGGUGACGUGCAAUUAAUUCUACAUUAGGGCAUAAAAUUGUGUCUAAUAUUAACCAAAGUGAAGAAAACGAAUACCUUUGAAUUAAGGUGAAAUAUAAGAAAGAGAAUUAGUUGUAGUAUCACAGUUAAUUUUUUGUCAACUGACAAAUGAAAAACGAAUCUCAUUGGCAGAAUUAACAUUAAGUCUUCGAAGUGUUUUAUCUACGAUUGACAAUCGUAGUCAUGUUUUCAAAUAAGUUAGACAAGAAUUGUAUUAUUAUCAAUAAAUUUUAGUAAGAUUAGGCUCCAUGUUGAGAGAAUUAACAAAGAUGGAUUUUCAAUUUUACGUCCGAUUAAAAUGAUUAUUAGUAAAGAAUUAUUGAUACAAAAAAAUACAUAGAAUAUUUUUAAUUUUCGUUCUUAAUAAUAAUUUACAAUCUAUAUUUUCGUGGCUUAAGUCU